AUGCGGUCCAACCCCCUGCGCAAGCAGGGUCACCUGGGGCAGGAUGGCGAUGUACACAGGCAUCUCUACCUCCAGGAUGUCCUUACCAGUGUUAAUGAGGUGGCAGAAAGAUCUAAGGUGUCCGAGUUCAGCUGCCACAUCUCCGGCUGCUGCCAGGUCUUCGACACACUGGAGGGCUACGAGCACCACUACAACGCGCUGCACAGGAACGUGUGCUCCUUCUGCAAGCGCUCUUUCCCCUCGGGGCGCCUCCUGGACAUCCACAUCUCUGAGUGGCAUGACUCGCUCUUCCAGAUCCUCGCAGAGAAACAGAACAUGUACAAGUGUUUAGUGGAAGGCUGCGUGGAGAAGUUCAAGAGCAGCAAGGACAGAAAGGAGCACCUGGUCACCGCUCACCUUUACCCUGCUGACUUCCGAUUUGAUAAACCCAAAAAAAUCAAAAGCAGCACCAAGCAGGAGAGACCUCCCGUGGAGCAGGACGCGGGGGCAGCAAUGGACGUGAGCGUGGGGGCUUCGGAGCAGUUUCAAGCAGAUUCCAUGGAAAUAGGCCCCAGUGAGGGCAUGGAGGUCCCUUUGCCCGCGCCCAACCCGCUCCCUGAGAAACGAUUCUACAGAUCCAGGAUCCCCUCCACGAUUUGCUUUGGGCAAGGAGCCACCCGAGGAUUUAAAGGCCCCAAGAAAAAAGCCUGAAGGUCAGCGCAGCACAUGGAUUUGCACAAGA
This is a messenger RNA of Tinamus guttatus (white-throated tinamou), 721 nucleotides long. NCBI's taxonomy places the organism in Eukaryota, Metazoa, Chordata, Aves, Tinamiformes, Tinamidae. The record is from RefSeq and is a predicted model, not a curated record.